Messenger RNA from Cicer arietinum (chickpea), 1928 nucleotides. The record is from RefSeq and is a predicted model, not a curated record. NCBI's taxonomy places the organism in Eukaryota, Viridiplantae, Streptophyta, Magnoliopsida, Fabales, Fabaceae.
AAACCCUUAUUAUUUUCUCUCCUCCUUUUCUCUAAAAUCCCACAACUUCAACAUGGUAUCAGAGCCUAUUUCGAUCCUCCUUGAACAUUUUGUCGUUGUUCCGCUUCUAAGUUCCCAACAGUUAGGGAAUAUAAUUAUAGUUUUUCUUUUCCAACGUGAUAUUUUUUUCUCAAACGACACUGGUUUACGUUCCGUUCAGUUCGUUACUGCCGCCGCCACUGUUUCCUGCGACUUUUCCGGCAAACAACCACCUUUGACUUCACUCCUUCAAAAAAAAUCACUAAGCGUUUCUAUUAACCUUCCUCCGCCGCCACUGCUCGUUUCUAUUUGUAUUCAUCCACCGCCGCCGCCGCCAUGGUUGUUCACGCAAAGGAUGAACCCUACCUAGCCACCUCAAUCCCUAAGCGCGUCCGUAUCUUCGAAUGGAUUCAGGAAGAGCAGCAGAUUUGCCUGCUUUCCCCAUAUACAGAUCUGAUUAAGGUACUGCUUCCUGAUGGAAACGUGAAGGAAGAAAAUAAAUGGCAAACUACUCAUUUGGACGUUGCUCGUGAAAUCUCAAAGAAUUUGGCCAAUAAUGCUCUUAUUGCUAAGGUUAAUUGUGUUCUUUGGGAUAUGACUCGUCCUCUUGAAGAGGAUUCUCAACUUCAGAUCUUUAGGUUUGAUGAUGAUGAAGGACAUGACACCUUUUGGCAUUCUAGUUCUCACAUUCUUGGCCAGUCACAUGAGAUGGAGUAUGGAUGCAAGAUUUGCAUUGGGCCGUGUACUACAAGAGGAGAGGGAUUCUAUUCUGAUGUUUUUUGUGGCGACUCAGGAUUGAAUGAUGAUCACCUUAAACUAAUUGAGGCUAGGGCAUUGAAGGCUGUUGCGAAAAAACAUCCCUUCAAGCAGUUUGCGAUAACUCUCGUUGAAGCGAGGGAGUGUACUCCUGGUAUGGCGAGGAAGAUGUCGCAGUUUACUAGCAGGUUGUUUGCGAUUCUUAUGAAAAUGCUUUUGGAUAUUGAGGAUGAUCCAGCUUGGCACACUGCGGAGACUGAGGAUGAAGAUGCUGGUGAAACUAGCAAUUAUAGUGUUGGACAGGAAUGUUUGGAUAGGUUAUCUAUAUCUUUGGGAGGAAAUCUGAUUGUUCCUGUUGCUUCUGAACAAUUACUUGCAUAUUUGGCUGCACCUGAGUGGCAAAAACGUCUUGCUGCAUUGAUUGCACUUGCUCAGAUAGCUGAAGGAUGCUCAAAGGUCAUGAUAAAGAAUUUGGAGCAAGUGGUGGCUAUGGUAUUGAAUUCAUCUCCUGAUCAGCAUCCUCAUGUAAGGUGGGCAGCUAUUAAUGCAAUUGGUGGGCAAUUGUCUACUGAUUUGGGUCUAUAUUUGCAAGUUCAAUAUCAUCGGGGGGUGUUUCCAGCCCUAGCUGCUGCGAUGGAUGAUUUUCAGAAUCCUCGUGUAGAGACUCAUGCCACUUCAGCUCUGCUCAACUUCAGCGAGAAUUGCACACAUGAUAUUUUAACACCAUACUUGGAUGGAAUAGUUUGCAAACUGCUUGUACUUCUUCUGAAUGGUAAACAUAGAGAAUCUUAGAAUAUCUCUCAUUAUUACUAUGAUUUAUUCCUGAUUUAAGAUUGAGUCUAUGUUUCUCUAUAAAUGGAGAUUAGUAUUGAGUCUUUUGUAAUCAAGUCAGCAUUAAGCUAUUAUCAAUAAUAUUCAAACCCUUAUUAUUUUCUCUCCUCCUUUUCUCUAAAAUCCCACAACUUCAACAUUAUACAACAAAUAGUUUUAUCAAUCACUUCAUGAACAUAGUCUUCAGUUUGGCUUUAAAAUGGCAAUGGGGCGUUAACUUUUGCCAUAUUUAAAAAAGAAAGAAUUGGAAAGCAGAACGAGCAUUGGACCAUGAAUGAAGUAAAAGGAGUAUGUUCAAACUUCAAACCUAGCAAAGAGGAAAU